GGUUUUUAUGUUGGCAGCUCUAAUUGUUUAUGUUCUUUUAUUGACAAGUAACUGAAUUUUGACAUAUAAAUAUAAUAUUAGCUGGAAAAUGCUAAAAAACUGCGGAAUUUACUUGAAUACCUGAAUGUAUUUACGCAAAAUGAUAUUGAGGAUAAGGUUUUAAUAUGGAAUUAAAAGUUUGGGUUGAGGGUAUACAGAGAAUUGUAUGUGGGGUGACUGAAUCCACGACGUGUCAGGAUAUAGUUUUUGCUUUAGCACAUGCAACUGGUAAAUCAGGUAGAUUUACUUUGCUAGAACGGUGGAGAAAUAAUGAAAGGCAACUUGCCCCCAAUGAAAACCCUAUGAAAAUUUUGAUGAAAUGGGGUGAAUAUUCCAAUGAUGUUCAAUUUAUUCUGCAAUAUAAUGACAAAUCUGCGCAAAACCCCCCCAAAAAUAAGUCAAACACAAGUACACCCACCCAUUCGGUGACCCCUAAUAAUUUAAUCGACUCCCCAGAGAAAGUGAGGGAUACAACACCAAAGCCACACAUAUUUAGUGCAAACAACAUAUUGUCCCCGGAAAACAUAGGGGUAGUUAAAGGGGUGCCCCAAAUAAGACCUGUACCUUUGGAGGUGCGCGAUUUUCGUAACAACUCGCCCCACAGCUCCCCAAAAAAAAGCAGCUACUCGGGCUCGGACAUAUCGGAUAACCUCAAUUCGAGAGUGGCGCCCCCUUACAAGGACCCGCCGCAACCGCCCCCUUACAGGGACCCGCCGCCGCCCAAGCGAAACAUUCUCCAGGAGAGCAACACGAAAAGUAUCGUAAAUCAUGCGAGGAGUUUGUCGAAGGAUGGGUUGGAGUUUCGAGGGAAAUCCCAGGAGAAUAUUCUCUAUAAUGCUCAGUACAGGGAGUUGAUUGCUUUGAUUAACUAUCAGAGGGAGAAGUUGUCCAAUCAGCAGGCAGAUUUGACCAAGUUUGAUGCCGAAAUAGUGUUUUGGGAGGGCAAAGAGAGGGAAAAACAAUUGCAGCUGGACUACAUAGCCCAGGAAUUCGUUUCCGUUACAAACGACUGUAAAAACGCUCAGGAUCAGAUUCAGGCGUUGAGCUACGUUGAAGAAGAAAACGAGAUAGUAAAACAGCAAGAAAAAACGCUGAAAUCCGAGAUAACGCUUCUGAGAUCGAAGCUGGCGAACUGCGAGACCGAACUGUUGCAGUGCAAGAACAAAAUAAGGUUAGUUAUGGACGAACUUCAGAUCGAACAGAGGGCGCACUGUCGCCGCACUGAGUCCAGAAAACAGUUGGAAAGGAAUUUAAUGAGCGAGGUGGAGAGGCUACAGAAAGAUAUUGAAGUGGCUAAGCAGAGUACUGAGUUGCAUCAUAUCACGGCCGAAACCCUAAAGAAAGAGGUUGCAGCCCUGGAAACGGCGAUCAUCGAGAAGAAGAAGCAGGUCGAGCACCUCGUCUCGGAGAUGAAGGAGGCCAACCUGGAGUCGCUGAGCAUAGCGCCGCCCGAAGACAUACGUCAGAUAGUGGAGGGGCCGCAGAAGGCCGGCAGCACCCGAAAGAUGAUCGGCUCGCCUCGCCAGCUGGAAAACGCCGUGCCGACCAAUAAGAACCCGCACGGCGUGUGGGUUUGAGUGCGGCCGUUGCUUGAACUGUUUGUGUUUUUUUCCCGGUGGAAGUUUGAAGGAUUAAGCUCGAUUCACAUUGUCAGGCAUACAACUGCACGGCACAGACACCUGAUAAUGUGAAUCAAGCUUUAAUAAGAAUAUUGUCGAAUUUGAGUCUUCUAGAACGUGGUAAGUCAUUUAAAUUAUUUGGAGGAAUACAUGUAUGUAUUCUUCGUUUGACGAGUAGAAAACGAUAUGGUGAGUAAAUUUUUUUUAAC
Brassicogethes aeneus is the source of this 1867-nucleotide messenger RNA. The record is from the annotation of a GenBank genome assembly. NCBI's taxonomy places the organism in Eukaryota, Metazoa, Arthropoda, Insecta, Coleoptera, Nitidulidae.